Messenger RNA from Misgurnus anguillicaudatus (oriental weatherfish), 3352 nucleotides. Lineage: Eukaryota; Metazoa; Chordata; Actinopteri; Cypriniformes; Cobitidae. The record is from RefSeq and is a predicted model, not a curated record.
AUGGCUGGCAAUGAUUGCAGAAAAGACACAGGUGAGGGAGCGUGGAGGAUCAUGGGAAAUGGAGUUUGUAGGGAGAUGAAUGGGGAAAACAGGCAGGGUUUACAUCUUAAAGAGGGAGACAUCAUGGUGCCAGAGGAAAGGAGUAUAAUUCUGGGAAAUCAAUACCGCUGGCAAAUCCCUGUCCCCUAUGUACUGAGUUCUAAUCUGGAUAUAAACUAUAAAGGAGUUAUACUGAGGGCCUUUGAACGAUUCAGACUGAAAUCAUGUGUUGACUUCAAGCCUAGGACAACAGAAGAUUAUUACAUUUCUGUGGAGUACCUUGAAGGGUGUUGGUCAUUUGUCGGGCGAACACCUUCCCCUGGCCAAACUGUUUCCAUUGGGGAUGGCUGUGGAACUAUAGGAAUUGUUGAGCAUGAGUUUCUCCAUGCACUGGGUUUUUACCAUGAGCAAUCCAGAUAUGACAGAGAUGAUCAUGUGACAAUAAAAUUUGAAAACGUCAUUGCAGGUUGCUCUUUAUUUUCAGGGCAUGAGGACAAUUUUGAUAAAUACGAUAAGAGUGUGACAAACCUCGAAGUUACCCCAUAUGACUACAUGUCUUUGAUGCAUUAUGAUAAAAACGCCUUCAGCAAUGGCAAUGGAUCCACAAUCAUUACAAAGCGUCCUGAGUUUCAAGAUCUGAUUGGUCAGCGUAUCGACAUGAGUGAAUAUGAUGCUAUUCAGCUAAAUAACCUCUACAAAUGUAAUUCGUCCACCUCCUUCCUUGAUCACUGUAGUUUUGAUGACGACUCUCUGUGUCAAAUGAAUGUUUAUUCUUCUACUGAACCCGGAUGGCAGAGAGUGAGUUCAGUGACAGGCGUCAAUGUGACUGAUCACACCUACUUGGGCAAAGAGGCAAACGGGACCUCUUCCUUCAUGCACUUCAGUCUGGUGGGCAGAAAUGAGGGCGACUCAUCUAGACUGGAGAGCAGAGAAAUGACACCGACAAGAGAUUGUAAAGUUCAAUGCGUCCAGUUUUAUUACUUUCAUAGUGGCAAUGUAAAUGACCAGCUUAACAUCUGGAUCAGGGAAUACCAGGAUGCAGCAGACAGCACAGGAACUUUGAGACUCAUGGAUCAGAUCACAGGAACCCCUGAUUAUUACUGGCGGCUGCACCACGUGACACUAAAUGCGUAUAAAAACUUUCAAGUCCUAUUUGAAGUUCGUAAAGGAGCUGGAGACUCCAGUGGAGGCUUUUCAUUGGAUGAUAUCAAUAUUUCACAGACGGAGUGCCCUCAAAUAUGGCAGAUAAGGAAUAUUGAGAAGCUAUUGAACACCCGCUUUACUAAAGCCAGUAGUCCACUGUAUUACUCUAGUGAAGGUUAUCGCUAUCAGGUUUUCUUGGACAACUACUCAUAUUACAUUUAUUUGCGUUUUCGUCUGAUAUCCGGUGAGUUUGAUAAGCAGCUGCAGUGGCCUUGUGCAUGGAGACAAGUGACCUUUCAGAUUCUUGACCAGAAUCCACACAUACAGAAGCGCAUGUCCAUUGAGCAGAGCUUCACCACUGACCUAUCUUUGACUUCGGAUAACAUGUAUGUGUGGGACAAUCCUCGAAAUAAUGGAACUUUAACCAUCAUUGGCAACGAGACUGUAUAUGCGAGUCCUAAAAUAUCCAGAUAUUUUAACAAAAGUGACUUCAGUAAAAGAGAUUUCAUCAAGGGUGGGGAUUUCAUAGUUCUUAUUAGCAUGCAAGAUAUCUCAGGGCUGCUUCAGAAAAAUUCUGUACCCUGCCCAAAUGGGAACGUGAAGAACAUCUUUGCUACUCCCAAUGAAAGUGCCCGUCAAGGACCAUGGAUUUUCGGCUCCAGUGUCAGGACUCUUCCAUCCUCCCUGAUCGUGUUACUGGUUUUGUGUCUUUUUCUGCUGAAGCAAUGAGAAAUAUCUGCUGUCACGGUGCUAUGACUUUACACAAAUUCUGAUUCAAAACAGUUUAUCUUUGUUCAUAUAUGUAUAUAUGUUACUGUUAAAUUAGUAUUUUUAGUUGAUAAUUAAUAUAUUAUACCACGGGUCUGUUGAAUGCUGCAUUCUGAUUGGCUGAGAAAUGUUCUAUGGGUGUUGAUUAUUUUUCUGUAAACCGCACACCUAUCUUUUCAAAUGUCUUAAAAAUAGGCACCAGAGCAAUGUUUGUGGUAACCGUGGUAUAAGCGGAAUAAUUGACUCCGGUCCUUUGAAUUAUUUGAAAAUAAUGCACACCUGCGGUGUAACGGCAUUACCACCUUGGUGUGCAUUAUUUUCUUAUAAUUCAAUGGCCCGUCGUCAAUUAUUCCUUACAUAUGCUUUAUGUUUAUAUAUGACUCUGGACCACAAACCCAGUCAUAAGGGUCAAUGUUUUAUUGAUUUAUACAUCAUCUUUCCAUAGAUGUAUGAUUUGUUAGCACAAUAUUUGCCCGAGAUAAAACUCUGAGAAAUCUGAGAAUGCAAAAAAAUCUAAAAAAGUGAGAAAUUCGCCUUUAAAGUUGUCCAAAUGAAGUCCUUAGCAACUGCAUCCACUCACAAAAAUUAAGUUUUGAUGUAUUUACAGUAGGAUAUUUACUUAAUAUUUCAUGGAACAUGAUCUUUACAUAAUGUCCUAAUGCUUUUUGGCAUAAAAGAAAAAUAAAUUAUCAUGACCCAUGUAUUUUUGGCUUUAAAAAUAUACCUUAAGACUGGUUUUGUGGUCCCCUUCAAGUGAUUUAAUGCUAGUGUGAAAUUAAUAUCCUAUUCUAAACCUAAAAAAUCAUGACAAAUUAUAUUACUGUUGGAAACUUCCAAGGAUGUAGGGUUAGGUUUAACAAGGGUUUUCAUAUUUCACCAUUUUUGUGAUAAGAAUAAUAUAGUGUAAGUAAUUAUGUUUAUUGACCAACAGGUCAGGGGCAGUCCUAUUCUAAAUCUAAAAAAUCAUGACAAAUUAUAUUACUGUUGGAAACUUCCAAGAAUGUAGGGUUAGGUUUAACAAGGGUUUUCAUAUUUCACCAUUUUUGUGAUAAGAAUAAUAUAGUGUAAGUAAUUAUGUUUAUUGACCAACAGGUCAGGGGCAGUCCUAUUCUAAAUCUAAAAAAUCAUGACAAAUUUUAUGUCAGUGGAGAGGUCUAAGACUUCACAAUACAUAUUUUCGACUUGUGUUUAAUUAUGUAGGACGAGUGUUUAAGUGGCAUUUUUAGAUCCCCUCUCCAACUGCUUAAUUUUAGAUUGGUUUGCUACAUGUGAUUUGAUGUUAAUCUUACUUGAUGUUUAUCAAUAUAUUGCCAUGUAGAGGUCUUUAUGAUUCACAAUUUUUAAUCUAGUUAUGUAUAUUGUAAAAUGUUUGAAUGUUACUGUAAGAGAACCAUGAUCAAGU